Molecule: messenger RNA, 2331 nt
Organism: Megalobrama amblycephala (Wuchang bream)
Lineage: Eukaryota; Metazoa; Chordata; Actinopteri; Cypriniformes; Xenocyprididae
Gene: rnf5
Product: ring finger protein 5
Exons: 6
Coding region: 102-716 (204 amino acids)
Biological process (GO): ubiquitin-dependent protein catabolic process
Cellular component (GO): endoplasmic reticulum
Molecular function (GO): ubiquitin protein ligase activity; ubiquitin-like protein conjugating enzyme binding; metal ion binding
Source: RefSeq, a predicted model, not a curated record
CUCUCGCGGAGUGGGAGGGGCUGGUGACUGGCGUGGCGUCACGUCCGCGCGAGAGCGAGACGCAGGAGGAGUGUACGCGCAGUGAGUGCGAGCGCGAGAGGAUGGAGGCCGCAGAGCAGCAGCGGAGCUCGAGUGACGGCGCGACCGCCAGAGGAGCGGGAGUCCCAGGUAGCGGAGGCGGAGCAGGGCCGGGAGGAAGCGCGGAAGGAGAGCGAGACAGAGAUCGAGCCACUUUCGAGUGUAACAUCUGCCUGGACACCGCCCGAGACGCCGUCAUCAGCCUCUGCGGACACCUGUUCUGUUGGCCUUGUCUUCAUCAGUGGCUGGAGACGCGGCCCAGCAGGCAGCAGUGUCCCGUGUGUAAAGCAGGAAUCAGUCGAGAUAAAGUCAUUCCUCUGUACGGCCGCGGCAGCACCAGCCAGGAAGAUCCCAGAUUGAAAACGCCACCACGACCUCAGGGUCAGAGGACAGAGCCCGAGAGCAGAGGGUUUCAGGGUUUUGGCGACACAGGUUUUCACAUGUCGUUUGGAAUCGGUGCUUUUCCGUUCGGUUUUUUCACCACAGUCUUUAACGCCAACGACCCUUUUCACAGACCAGAUCCUCAUUACGGAGGCGAUCAUCAAGGCAACGGCAAUGCCAACAACGGCAACAACUGGCAGGACUCGCUCUUCCUCUUCCUGGCCAUCUUCUUCUUCUUCUGGAUGCUGAGCGUGUGAGAUGAUGGACGAGGACACUGUCCCAUGUGUGCUUUCAGAAGAUAAACUCACUACCUGUCUGUCUCAUGUCCAUAUAUGCGCGCAUACACACACACACACACACACACACACGUACACACACGUCAGUGUUGUGAGACAGUAUUAAUGACCGCCGUCAGUAGAUCAAACACUACAGGAGCUGAUGAAUCUCACCAAAACAUCUCAUGUUUCACCUCAGAAAUUACAUUGUGCAUAAAGAAAGGAUUUUCAUGAUUAUUAAACGCAUUCAUCCCCAAAUUCUCAUUACUUUAAUGUGAUGUUUUUACUGUAGUAAUAUAAAAGUGUUUUUUUUUUAGCAUUAUGGUAAUAAGAAUUGGCAGGGGAGGAUAUGUUUCAUUAAUUGCUGAGUAAUUAAUUGUCAUAAGUUCAUGAAGAGUUCAUAAUGCAUUUUCUUUUUUGUGAUUUUUUUGGGGUGGAAUAUUACCCAGAACUCCUUCUCGACAGGUUUCAUGAGGUUCACCAUGUUCUCCGCUUUUUGUAGCUUUUCAUUUUCAUGCCAAAGAAAUUCUGAACCUAGAGAAAUAUGAAGACAGAAAUGUGAUUUAUGUGUGGAUUUAUUAUUUGGAUACUCCUGAAAGCGCUUUGAGGCCGUUACACUGUGCGUUUGGACAGCACGUAAAUACAAAAAAACAAAACACGUGAUUUAUUUUGGAGUGAAAUGUGACCUGAACAUGCUUUUGUGAGAUUCGCCCAUCGUUUUCAGUGUUCAGGGUUUAGAAUCGCCUCAAAGAUGCUCGUUAGUCGUAAGCUAAUCCAGAUCAGACGCUGGAGUUCCGGUUUCGAUGCGGUUCACACGCGUUCAGACCCGGAUGGAGCUUCAGGUCUGUUCAGGAAGUGUUUCCACAACAGUUUGACCUGCUGUGUUUGUUGUGUAAAGCAGACGUGACCGCUAACACACAGCGUACGUCAUAACUGUUAUUAAUCACCUGAUUAUGAGUUAACACGCUAUUAGAUAUGAUUUACAGGGUGAAUGAUUGGGUGAAAUCUGAGUAAAUAUAUUGUCAUAGAUAAGAAACUUAGAAAAACAGUGAAUUUAAUUUUCAUCCUGAUAAUGUUGUGUUGGAGUGUGUAUGUAUGUGUAUAUAUGGAUAUUGUACAUGAUGUUUUUAAGCGUCUCUCUGUCAUUGGCUGUGACGUUGAUUGACAGCCGAGAGGUGAUGGUUUGUAAUCCUGUUGGUUUUAACUGUUUGUCGGUGUAACAAACAUCCUGUGAAACAACAUUUGUGUUUAUUUCCUCUCGCUGCACAGUCCUUCUGGACCUCUUGUCUGAAGACUCUGACCACGCCCACUUUUAAAAUGUCGACGCAGGUCGUGUUGAUUGACGGCUGCUGGGCAUGAAGUGGGUGGGGUUUACGGUCAGAAUCCGUUGAUUCUUAUUGGAUGAUUUUGGGUGACUUUGAAAUUGCUCUUUUUCCUUUUUUUGCAUAUCACUGGUUAAUUAUGUUUGUAAUGAGUCUUUUAUGCCAUAAAGAGUCUUUUGGUAGCUAAAUUGCAUAUAAUUAUUGUGCAUAUGCGGCAGAAACUAAAGUGGGUGUGGCCUGUUCUCUGGCACUUGAUAAAUAAACAUUUAAUACAA